Messenger RNA from Hydra vulgaris (swiftwater hydra), 1357 nucleotides. RefSeq names its product RIB43A-like with coiled-coils protein 2. The record is from RefSeq and is a predicted model, not a curated record. NCBI's taxonomy places the organism in Eukaryota, Metazoa, Cnidaria, Hydrozoa, Anthoathecata, Hydridae.
ACUUCGCUUGGUAACUAAGACGUUUGUUUGUUUUUCGAAAACAAAAAAAAGUUAAAAUGGCAAACUAUAGUUUUUAGCAAAAAUGUUUAGUUUAUAAUUUUUAUCAGAAAAUGUUUUUUUUUCUGCCGUUACUUUUUUCGUUUUAAAACAUAAAUGCAUAAAUAAUGCAUAAGCUUGAUUUACCUCUUGAUCCUAAGGAAGCCGCAUCCAUCGAACGAAGAAGAAAUAAAGAAAUUCAGCGACAAAGCCGAAUCUUCAAUGCUCGAGAAAGAACUAUAGGAGUUGAUCUCCAAGCUUUAGAAGAGCAAGUGAAAGAGAAAAGAAUAUUAAAUGCGCAAGAAAAAAGAAAGCAUGAUGCCUUUGCCAACGAAAUGCUCAGAAAUGAAAAGCUUUGUCUGCUGUUACAAAAGCGUCAAGAAAAUGAUAUUAGAGAAAUAAAUAAAUCCAUAAAUGAAUUUCGAAAGACUUUUCAGUCUCCUGAAAAUAGGCGAGAGUUUGAUAUUUAUGAUCCAAAUAGUAAAAAAAAAGACAAACCGGCUCGAGUAUCAGAUGAUGAUUCUCGAUGUGGUGUUUCCAGCAUGCAGAAAUUUACAGGCGAAGAUUUAGAUGAGAAAUCAAGAAAAAAGUUUCAGCAAGAACAAAAUCGAGAGUGGAUCAAUCAACAAGUAAUAAAAAAGAAAGAAGAUGUUGAGAGUCUUCAGCAAACACUCCAUCUUCUUGAUCUCAAAGCAAUUGAAAACGAUCAGCGUUCAACUGACCUGUCUAUAGCAGAACAAGAAUCAAGAAAAGCAAUCAACUUAGCUGUUAAAAAUUAUAAUUUAGCUCUUGCUGAGGCGCAAAAACAUAGGAACGAAUGUCUUAAAAAAAAUGAGCUUGAAAAUAACUUAAACGAAAUAAAAAGCCAGGUUUUUGGUGAUUUUUUAACUGAAAACCCUGACGUUUCAAAAAGUGCAUACGGUUCUCAUCGUGUUAUUACUGAUCGCUGGAAAGGAAUGAGUCCAAAUGAAAUUAGUAUAAUUAAAAUGGAACAAGAAAAGCAAUUGGAGGAGAAGUUGCAAUUGAUGAAGCAGAGUGCUCAAGAAGAAGACGAAUGGAAUCAACAAAUUUUAAAAAGGGCAAAAGCAGCUAUGAUUAUGGAGCAAAUGCAAGAAAGAAAAAAAAAAGACUUUUAUAAAAAGCUUGCUGAAGAAAACUGUCAAUUGGCAGCCUCUCAAAAGUCGAGACUGAAGUACAUGAAUGAGGUGGUUUAUACAAAUCAACCAACUCCUGAUUUUUUCGCUCAAUUUAACACAAGCAGCCGUUGAAAUAAAAUAUUUAUUUUGUACUAUAUAUUGAUUAUUAGAUAAUUUUGAUAUUA